Molecule: messenger RNA, 28885 nt
Organism: Podarcis lilfordi (Lilford's wall lizard)
Lineage: Eukaryota; Metazoa; Chordata; Lepidosauria; Squamata; Lacertidae
Source: the annotation of a GenBank genome assembly
GAGGAGGCGGGGUUGGAGGUGGGAGCAGGUGGCAAGUUGUUUAUCUGCUCAGCUGUUGUGCAUGGCCUGACAGAGACAGACAAAAGCAGCUGAGAGGAGGAAGGAAAUAAAAGGUCUCCCUCACACUCCACCUUAAAGGUUUGUAACCAUAGUACGAACAGCACCCAGAGAGUAAUUUGCUUGGAGCAGAGGCCUUGACAGAGCCCUGGGGUGUGUGUGGCUGACUUAGUCUCUGCAAGGGCCCUGGGAAUGCCCUCGGCAUGUGUUAGAGCAGUAUAUUAUCCUACAGGGUUUCUGAAGUGCCUUAAUGGAGCCACACAAUGUUUGCUGAUAUAUAUACUCAUGCAAGUGCCCUGCUGUGUGCCAGCAGGAGCUUUGGCAAUGGUCUCUAAGACAUUAGUCGCUGCACAUGCUAAUGUGCAGGCAGCAUCCCCUAGGAUGGGGCAGCUGUGCCCCUGCCACUGCUCAUGAUAGUAAGCCUUGUGAUGUGCCUGUCUUCUAAGUGCCUUGGCAAAACCCUUCGGGGACUUGCUAGCAGGCCAGGGAGCCUGGUUCAGGCUGGAAGGAGCUUUAUUAUUGGCCUGAGUUUUGCCAACCGCAGGUUAUCUUUCCAAGACUAAAUAUUUCUACUUUACCCAGAGCCAGGAACUGUUGUAGGUGUUUUUGUAUAUUAUUUAUUAUUAUUAUUAUUAUUAUUAUUAUUAUUAUUAUUAUCAUAAUCAUCAGUAAAGAUUAGUUUGAUGUGCAAGGGGAAAUACUAAGAUGAGGCUUAAUUUGCUAAAAUGGCUUUAGACAAGGUUAAUGCAAAUGCAUCAAUAUCAGUCAGUUUUUAUUUUGUUUUCAUUCUCAUGUUGUUUCAGCGGAACAACUGGCAGGCAGGAGGUUCCAGGUUCUAUAGCAGGGGCAGAAGGCUGGGGGGGGGGUAAACUAAUAGAUCACAGGGUGAUCACAGAGUUUCUGAUGUGAGAGGAGAUUCUUACCCCUUAAUUGUUAUUGACUGAGAACUGUUUUCAGGCAGCUGCUGAGAACAUAGUAGGCACUUAAAUGCUUGUCUAAUGGUACCUCCAACUGGAGGGGGUGGGAAGCGCUGACAGCCUCAGGGAGCUGACAGAGGACUGGAAGUUGUUCCUGGUUUGGGCAAGCUUUAAGGAGGUUGAGGGAAGCUGGGUGAGCUGUAAUGGGGGUGGGGAGAGGUUGGUGAGCAGUUGGGCACAGGCCCUAGUAAUUCUCUCUCUCUCUCUCUCUCUCUCUCUCUCUCUCUCUCUUUCUGAGAAUCAAGGCAAACAUUUUUAACCUAUACAUAAUGGGAUGCAGAGCAUGAGGAAAGAAAUUACGGUAUGCCCCUCAUCUCUGGUAGUAUCCCAGGCACUCACAUAGUCAGUCCAUGCAGCACUCAUAUAUAGCUAAUGCAAGUGCAAGCGAAGGGUGAUGUGAGUGGAGGGGACCUCAGCAAUAAAACGCUGCAGGAAAUGUGGCUUCUCUGCCACAAAAACUACCAUAAUGGAAUACAGUGGUACCUCGGGUUACAGACGCUUCAGGUUACAGACUCCACUAACCCAGAAAUAGUAUCUCGGGUUAAGAACUUUGCUUCAGGAUGAGAACAGAAAUCGCAUGGCGGCGCAGCGGCAGCAGGAAGCCCCAUUAGCUAAAGUGGUACCUCAGGUUAAGAACAGUUUCAGGUUAAGAACGGACCUCCAGAACAAAUUAAGUUCUUAACUUGAGGUACCACUGUACAUGCAACAGUCUGCACCAUUUUUCUUUACAACAAGCCAGUUGUCUGGAAGGUCGCUAACUUUAAGCUCUAUCCGUAUCUAGAAACAGACCCACUUUCCGGGAUGCUUUCUGGCUUGUGUGUGCAAAAACCUUAUGGGGGGCAGGAAUCACCAAGUGAAACAAUGAGGGGCUCAGAGCAGUGGCAGAGCACACAGUGGCUAUAAUGUGCUCACAAGCCAGAAGUGAUCAAAAUAGAUCUGUACUGUGCAAUCUGCAGCUUUCCUAUAAUUAUCAGAGCAAGCAACAAGGGCAUGCAAUCCUUGCAGAUCUUGGCAAAAAAAAGCUCAACAACUUUGUGCAAAACUAAAAAAAAACCCACAACAAAUUUUGUAUCCAGAUUUUCACUUUUGGAAAUAGGGCAACUACAGUGAGUAGUUCUGGGAGAGUGGGACAUUGCUGGUUUUAUUUAAGAACCUAAUAUAUAACUUGCUAGGUACCAUCCAGCAAGGAACAUAUGAAGCUACCUUAUACAGAAUCAGAUCAUUGAUCCAGCUAACUCAGUAUUGUCCACAAAGAGGUUUUCCAGAGCAUCGCACAGGGGUCUUCUCCCAGCCCUUCCUGGAGACUGAACAAAAUUGUUGCUUUUGCAGCUACGCCACUGAGCUUCUCUAUCUUUUUAUUAGUAGAGUGCAUGCUUUGUACGUUUCAGGUCCUAAAUCAAAACAUCUCAGCAGAGUUGAACUGCCUGUGCUUAAAGCUUUUGAGGAACAGCCUGCACUUAAGUUUUUGGAAGCAGAGUUUCCUGUCAGGCAGAGUAGCCAAUUCAGCAAGGUCCAAAUUGCUUGAAUACAUUCAGUGUUAAAUAGAAAAAAACUAAUGAAAAACCAACCCAACAACCUAGAAACAUUUAUUUAAGAGCACUGAGUGUAUUUUUUGAAAACACUGCACGUGCUUUUUAAAAUGAUUGAUCAGAAAUAUGACAUCAUUAUGAACAAGGAACGAACAGGUAUCACAAAACUACUUCCUCAUUCUGUGCACCUGCAUUAAAAAUCCCUGCUCAUCUAUAAAGUUCCUCAGGCGCCUAGGAUAAGCUAUAAUAGCCCUUUUCAGGCUUUCAAAAUUACUUUCCCCAAUAUGGCUUACAAACAUCAAGCUAGAUUUAAGCUUGUUGGUGUCUCUGUCAUCUUUUCUCUCUUACAUCAUGGAUGUAGGCUUAUAUUAGGAAUCUAUUUUCUUUAUUAUCUUAUAAAUGCUAUUGCAACAAGUUAGUCAUGGCUUUGGCUAAAACAAUAAACUUAUGAACCUGAACUUGACUUUUGGAGUGCUCUACCGUUUCCAGAAGACGAGCAGGAAGCAAUUGUGGGAUGCAACUAAUCUGCUCUACCUUUCCCACCCCCAGGUCUGAGGACCUGUUUUCACUUAUACCCAUUUUACAGUCAUGGAUUUCAUCAGGAGAUCAUGGUAAUUGCUGAAUGUGUUUUAAAGUGUUCUCUUCUAGAACUGGCUUCCAUCUCAGAACUACAGCUCCUAGGGUUCCCAGGGACAGCGAAUGGCUGUUAAACCAGUUUAUGUCUGCUGUGCAGAGUUGGGGAUCACCUGUGGCCCUUCUGAUGUUGGAGUCUAACUCCAAUCAUCCCUGAUCAUUGGCCAUGGUGGCUGGGACUGAUAGAAGUUGGGAAGUUCCUCAUCCCUGUGUGAAGGUAAAGGUAAAGGGACCCCUGACCAUUAGGUCCAGUCAUGGAUGACUCUGGGGUUGUGGCGCUCAUCUCGCUUUAUUGGCCGAGGGAGCUUGCGUACAGCUUCUGGGUCAUGUGGCCAGCAUGACUAAGCCACUUCUGGCGAACCAGAGCAGUGCACGGAAAUGCCGUUUACCUUCCCGCUGGAGCGGUACCUAUUUAUCUACCUGCACUUUGAUGUGCUUUCAAACUGCUAAGUUGACAGAGCAGGGACCAAGCAACGGGAGCUCGCCCCGUCGACCUUCUGAUCGGCAAGCCCUAGGCUCUGUAGAUAUACCCAGUAUAUAGUAUAUAAGCUAUAUACUAUAGCUUACAUUUCCUUUCCUUUCCUUACCAGAUGUGGGGAACCCAUGGGCCAUCAGAUGUUUGACUCCCACCAGCCUUCUAGUCUGGCAACAUCUAGUGAUCCAGUUUCCCCAUCCUUGUUAUAUGCUAAUUUGCCUAGCUCAAAGGUGCUGCAUGUUGACCCCUCUACCUAUCUUCUGUUACUAGUUUGGUAUCCCCCAGGCCCUUUGGCUUUCACUAGUAGUUAUGAGAACACAUGCUUCCCUUAAUGCCAAACUUGUAACCAGGUGAUGGCAGGUAGGAGGAUGGAGGAUACAGAGUAGAAGCCGCAGGGUAUGGAAGAUUUCCAACUGAUUGUGUUGACUUUGAUUGAAAUGCAAGGCAGGAAGAUUGGAAGGGGGGGGCACUAUUCACUCAGCCUCCUCCAGGCCUGGCUGCUCUAGGGCAAGCUCAUCAUGUGAAAGAGGUCUUUGUGUCAAGCUCCCUUGGCCCUCUUGCCAGCAGGUAGCAAUUGUUAAGAUCCUCUGAGCGGGGUCAGAGUGGAAGGAGGCAAAAAAUGGCUUCUGUUGUCAUAUAGAACAGGGAUCUUCAGAGGUCUUGUCUAUAGCAACAAUGCUGCAACCCUGCCCAGCCUAGCCUUGCCAACUUCAAAAGGACUUUUUUUGCUCUUUGUUAGUUUAUUCUGGGUGGGUGAGAUUCCUGUGUCAGCAGCAGAGAAGCUUAGCAAAAUAAAGCACAGCUUAGAAUAAGAAAGGGAGCGGGGGCUGAUCUAGUCCUGACUGUUGUUCUCAAGCAAUAAAUGAUAUGCCUAAAGUGCUCAUUAGCAAUCCUGUUUAGCACAAAUAAGCCCCUGGAAAUGCAUCCUGAGAUGGAAUGUCCCAGGUUUUGUCUACCUGCAGAUGAAGUUCCAUUCCAUAAAUGGAAGCAUAUUUCUAGGAGCAUCUGAUAGAACCUAAUUGAAGGAUUAUUAAUUGCAGGGAUUUGGGGUUUUUUUUAUUUAGCGAUUAGAACCUCUGGAUGAGUAAAUCCAUAAAAAUAUUUACUAUAUUAGUUUAAGAAUUCCUGCCUGGUUUGUCCAGGCUCCAACCACAAUCAUAUAUUUGUAUUGUUUAUUCUUCCUGGAACUUCUUAAGGAAUGUAUUACAAAUCUGUGUAAAAUAGGCAGACUAUGAUAGUGAUUAACAAGUCAGAAUAUAAUGUUCAUGGCAGGCCUUUACUGUAGCCUGCUCAGAACACUUAUGGGAAAUCACAACUUCUGAAAGUUCAAGUACAUGGAGAUCAUUUUAUAUAAUGACUUAUAAUAAUAAUAAUAAUAAUAAUUUAUUAUUUAUACCCCGCCCAUCUGGCUGGGCUUCCCCGGCCACUCUGGGCGGCUUCCAAAAGAAUAUUAAAAUACUAUAAUACAUCAAACAUUAAAAGCUUCCCGAAACAGGGCUGCCUUCAGAUGUCUUCUAAAAGCCUGGUAGUUGUUGUUCUCUUUGACAUCUGGUGGGAGGGUGUUCCACAGGGAAGGCGCCACUACCGAGAAGGCCCUCUGCCUGGUUCCCUGUAACUUGGCUUCUCACAGUGAGGGAACCGCCAGAAGGCCCUCAGUGCUGGACCUCAGUGUCCGGGUAGAACGAUGGGGGUGGAGACGCUCCUUCAGAUAUACUGGACCAAGGCCGUUUAGGGCUUUAAAGGUCAGCACCAGCACUUUGAAUUGUGCUUGGAAACGUACUGGGAGCCAAUGUAGGUCUUUCAAGACCGGUGUUAUGUGGUCUCUGCGGCCGCUCCCAGUCACCAGUCUAGCUGCCGCGUUCUGGAUUAGUUGUAGUUUCCGGGUCACCUUCAAAGGUAGCCCCACGUAGAGCGCAUUGCAGUAAUCCAAGCGGGAGAUAACCAGAGCAUGCACCACUCUGGCGAGGCAGUCCACAGGCAGAUAGGGUCUCAGCCUGCGUACCAGAUGGAGCUGGUAAACAGCUGCCCUGGACACAGAUUUGACCUGUGCCUCCAUGGACAGCUGUGAGUCCAAAAUGACUCCCAGGCUGCGCACCUGGUCCUUCAGGGGCACAGUUACCCCAUUCAGGACCAGGGAAUCCUCCACACCUGCCCGCCUCCUGUCCCCCAAAAACAGUACUUCUGUCUUGUCAGGAUUCAACCUCAAUCUGUUAGCCGCCAUCCAACCUCCAACCGCCUCCAGGCACUCACACAGGACCUUCACUGCCUUCACUGGUUCUGAUUUGAAAGAGAGGUAGAGCUGGGUAUCAUCUGCAUGCUGAUGAACACCCAGCCCAAAUCCCCUGAUGAUCUCUCCCAGCGGCUUCAUGUAGAUGUUGAAAAGCAUGGGGAGAGGACAGAACCCUGAGGCACCCCACAAGUGAGGGCCCAGGGGUCUGAACACUCAUCCCCCACCACCACUUUCUGAACACGGCCCAGGAGGAAGGAGCGGAACCACUGUAUAACAGUGCCCCCAGCUCCCAGCCCCUCAAGACGGUCCAGAAAGAUGUUAUGGUCGAUGGUAUCAAACGCCGCUGAGAGAUCCAGCAGAACUAGGAAACAGCUCUCACCUUUGUCCCUAGCCCGCCGGAGAUCAUCAACCAGUGCGACCAAGGCAGUUUCAGUCCCAUGAUGAGGCCUGAAUCCCGACUGGAAGGGAUCCAAAUGGUCCGCUUCUUCCAGGCGUGCCUGGAGUUGUUCAGCAACCACUCGCUCAAUCACCUUGCCCAAGAAUGGAAGAUUUGAGACUGGGCGAUAGUUGGCUAUCGUGGCUGCAUCUAAAGAUGGCUUUUUAAGAAGCGGUUUAAUAACCGCCUCUUUCAGCGGGUCUGGGAAGGCUCCCUCACGGAGGGAAGCAUUCACCACCCCACGAAGCCCAUCGCCCAGUCCUUCCCGGCUAGCUUUUAUAAGCCAGGAUGGGCAAGGAUCAAGGAGGCAAGUGGUUGGUUUCACUCGUCCAAGCAGCCUGUCCACAUCCUCGGGGUAACAGAUUGGAAUUGAUCCCACACAACUUGACUAGACAGGACUCUAGCACUCUCCCGCCCGGCCCUGCUCCCACGGUGGAGUCUACCUCUUCUCGAAUCUGAGCGACUUUAUCUGCAAAAAACUUUGCAAAGUCAUUGCAGGAGAUCAUGUGGCCGCUACUGGGCCCUGAUGGAGCAGGCGGUUCCGCUAAAUUGCGAACCACCUGAAAGAGUCUCCUGCUGCUGUUUUCCGCAGAUGCAAUAGAGGUGGUGAAGAAAGUCUUCUUCGCCGUCGCUAUCGCCACUUGGUAGGCUCGACAUUGAGCUCUAACCCGUGUCCGGUCAGAUUCAGAAUGGGUUAUCCGCCACCGGCGCUCUAGCUGUCUCAACGAUUGUUUCAUUGCCCUCAGAUCCGUGGAAAACCAUGGGGCUAUCCGGACUCCAUGCAAUCGGAGAGGGCGCUUUGGAGCCAAACAGUCAAUAGCCCCGGUUAACUCCACAUUCCAGCGGGCCACCAGGGAAUCAGCUGAAAGGCCAUCAACAUGGGAUAAAACAUCCCCUACCACUCUCUGGAAACCAUUUGGAUCCAUUAAGUGGCGGGGGCGGACCAUCUGAAUCGGUCCCGCCUCCCUGCAGAGGGGAAGGGUCACGGAGAAGUCCAGUUGCACCAGGAAGUGAUCUGACUUGUUUUAACAAACAAAAUUUAAGUGGUGUAAGCUACUCUGACAGCCCAUGGCUCAUAUAUAUGAUGCCAUAGUUUGUGCAGUUUGGACUCUGGUUGUGUAAGUGUCAUUAUGGAUGCCUAUUGGCUAGUGCCCAUAACAUCAUUGGUGAUGGUGAUUGACAUAACUCUGCCCUCUGUUUGCACCUUGUUUACUUCUUUAGACAAAACAUAGAAUCAUAGAAAUGUAGAGUGGGAAGGGACUCCAAGGGUCAUUUAGUCCAGCCCCUUGCAAUGCAGGAAUCCUGCCAACAAGCAUCCCCCUAGGUAGGUUCAAAUCACCAAACCUCUGGUUAACAGCCAGACACACUGAGGCAUUCCAUGAAGUCCUUACAAAAUAAAAGCAACAGCAGCAUAAACCAAAAUAUAAAAUCUCCUUUGUUUAUUAAUCCUUUAUUUUUCUACACAACUUUUACUCUCUCUCGAUUCCUAGGAGAGUGAGGGUGCACCGAUGUUUCCCUUUUUUAAGACAGAAAAGUGCCAGAGACCAGCAAGGCAUUUCUUCCUGCGCUGGAUUGGGACUGAUGUGCCCAUAGCACUAAGGCCCUGUCCCCACUACACAUUUAAAGCAGAAUUAUGCCACUUUAAACAGUCAUAGCUUCCCCUAAAUAAUCUUGGGAAAUGUACUUUGCUAAAGGAACUGAGAGCUGUUAGGAAACACUUAUUUCCCCUCACAAAGCUACAGUUUGAAGAGUAGUUUAGCAAUCAGUCUCUCUUCCUAGGGAGCUGUGAUAAUUGUAGCUCUGUGACAGGAACAGGGGACUCCUAAGAACUCUCAGCAUCUUUAAUAAAUUGCAGUUCCUAGGAUUCUUUGGGUGCAGCCAUGACUGUUUGAAGUGAUGUUUCCAUACAUCCUAAUUUUGUACAUGUAAGUAAGUCUCACUGCAUUUAAUAGGCCUCUUACAUAAGCGUAUAUGUAAACAGUAGUUCCUCUUUGCCCUAACUCUUCAUAAACUCCACACCUUUAAAACAUGCCCCCCCCUCGAAAUCUAGGAACUGCAGUUUGUUAAGGGCACUGGAAAUUGUAGUUCCCAUGAUACUUUGGAGAGUGUGCUUUAAAUAUAUGGUGUAUACACUGUCUUCCCUUGCUUGAGCAGUGGUGUGUGUCUUAAAUACAGGGACAAUUAACUAUUUACAGUGGAAUUAGAAUAGGUUCUGUUUCAUUUGUCCCAUAUUAGAACAGUUUUGUAGCACCAAUCUGCUUUUCUAUUUGCUGACUGGGCUCUGACUUUCUGCUUGUGAAAGCAUUUUGAGUGCUAUAUGCAAGGAUGGAAAAGUCAACAGUAAGUGAAUUGCAGGUGUGUUUCUGUGUGAGGCUUUCAUGUAAUCUUUCACUACAAGCAGAGUGAGUUUUCUAUAAAUGCAGUGUGCUUGCUCCUGACUGAGUCAGUUUUCCCAAGGUUCUUUGCCACAAGAUCAGGUUGCUGCUCUCUAGACUGUAGGAUGGGCAGAGGAUAGCAGAAAGUUGUUGCAAUAAGUAGUAGCCAUGGGAUACAUUAAGAAGGAGCCCAAAUAUUGAAGUAUAUGUGAGGACACAAUAGACAAUGAGGGGGAAAUGUACUUAACUUCCAAGCCCUCUCACAUGUGGUUAACACUACUCUGCCAGACCACAACCCUACAGGGCUUUCAGAAAGAUAUUGAAGAUACAUCCUUUUUGCCAACUUUCCCUUGAUGUUUUUUUAAUUCAUUAUUGUUACCUUGCUCUUGCUAUUGGUUUUGAUUACAUUUUAGCAAUGUUUGGUGGGCUGCCUGUUUUAUUAGUUGCUGACUUUCCAGUAUUUUAUUUUCAUUGUAUCUUUUGUAUUCAUUGCUUUUAAAUUUUUAUUGCAUUUCUGUAUUUUAUUGUAAAAGGUAAAGGUAAAGGACCCCUGGACAGUUAAGACCGGUCAAAGGCAACUAUGGGGUUGCAGCGCUCAUUUCGCUUUCGAGGGAGCCAGCAUUUGUCCACAGACAGCUUUCUGGGUCAUGUGGUCAGCAUGACUAAACCACUUCUGGCGCAAGCUGCCUUGAAAGAGUUUACUCUCAAAAAUGGCAUAUAUAUCUUCUAAUUAAUUACUGAGUAUUAAAUCCAGAUUUGUUACCCAUGGAAUUUUGUGUAUUGUAAUCAAUGCACCACUUAAAGGCAGGUUUGGUGAACAUUAGGCAGGGUUCCAAAUAUGGCCUUCCUGGCCUCUCUGUGUGGUCCCUUGAACUCUUCUCAGGCAAUACCUUUCACUGGCCCUAUUUUGCACCUAUAGUGUGUUUAAUUUUUAUCAUUUAUUUUUGCGUCUGUGUUUUCUAGGUGCAUCCCUCAAGUGAUGUCUCAAGUAGCUCAGAGAACUAAAUGGCCAGUGAUCAUCGUUUUCAGUUGGGUUUCUCUUUGUGUAUCCAUGCCAUUAUUGAAUGAGCGGGACUUACUAAUUGAAAAGGAGAAUGCCAGUCGUGUAGGUGGAAACCUUGUGCUAACAGAACUUGAAGAAGAUGCCAAUAAGAAGCUCAUGCAUCUCAAAGAGAAGGAAGUAGCUGAAGCUAUGAAAACAGGACUGUUUCCACCCAGCAUGCAUUUCUUCAAAGCCAAACACCUCAUUGAUCAAAGUAAUGUUUUCAGCAUCUUACAAAAGAUGCCCAAAGGUAGUAAUUCCAACUUGCAUUCUUAUGGCAUCUCUCCGGGUGUUGUAUUAAGUGAACUUUUACAGAGGCUCAUGUGAUUAUAGUGGAAGAUUCUGUAUAACAGGAGUGGGGAACCUGUGGCUGGUAGGUCUUAUUAGGCCUGUCAGGUCUCUGAUUUGGCCUGUGAGACCAUGUUGGGCAAACCACACCCACCAGUCGGUCGCCUGACAUCAUACAUUGACAAGCACAGAGAUAUGCUUGCUCCUUAAAAGACAGCAGGCAGAAGCUUAUUUCUGAUGUUAGUGCUGUGGAAUCAUUUUUCAAGUCUUUUAAAGUAGGGUAUUGGAAAAAUGCAAAUGAUAGCUUUCUAUUUCUCUUAUAUUGAGUUUGGAGCUUCAGACCUAUUAAAAUAUUUAAUGGAUAUUGGGGCACAUGGUGUGAAUGCUGCAUAAACACAAAGUUCAUCUCCACCCAUAGUUUAGGUGAGCAAUUUACUUACAUGAGUAUUGCCACAGCAAUGUUUCAAGUAGAAAUCUAUUCCAAGCCUUACCUGGAGAUGCUGGGGAUUGAACCUAGGACCUUCUGCAUAUAAAGCAUCUGCUCUACCACUGAGCUACAGCCUCUUCCAGUGGCCUAUGAGUCCAUUUGGAGCACAAUCCAUCUGUGUAGCAUAUAUAUAUAUAUAUAUAUAUAUAUAGUCAAUGACCAGUAGAGAGGAUAAGAAGAAAACAAAGCACAUAAAACACAAUAAAAGUAUACUAUUAAAUAUACAGUUAAAAACAAUGUAAAGUAUUAAUUUUAAAAUUAUUAAUACUUUGCCUUGUUUUUUAUAAUUUUAAUAUAUUUAUUUAAUAUUUUCCAUUUUUUUAAUAUGGCCAAAAUAAUAUAUAUAUACAUCUGUGUAGAAGUACAAUAUUCCCAAGGGCUACCAGCCAAUUUCUAUCCAAGCAUCAGUGUGGGCUGAGCUUUUGCCAAAACCCAUCAGCUUCGCUCAAAUGUUGGUAUUGCCUGUGAGACUGAACUGGAUCAUCUUCUUUUGUCAUUUUUGACGGUUUGAAACUCUUUCCAGCACUCUGCAAAACUUUUAAUUUUGAUGGUUACUUGUGCUGGAGGAUGCAGUCCAUUCACCAGUGUUGAAGUAAGAUUCAUGUCAGUAAAUGUGCUUCCUGUAUGUGGAAUGGGAUUGGGGGAUAUUCUUGUCUUUUCUCAGGCAGGAAAAUGUAUUGUUGACCUGGCUUAUCCCAUCACAGUCACAUCAUCACUAAUACCAUGACAAUAUAGAUAACUUCAGUUUUUCCAAGUACUAUUUAAGCACUGUCUUGUUUUGUUACACUUGUCUCCUCCAUUUCCACAGGUGGUAUUUUACACUUGCAUGACUAUGCUAUAUUGAGUGUUGACUGGCUAGUGUACAAUGCCAGCUACCUGCCAAACUGUUACAUCUGCUUCACCCCUUUAUGGGAUGUCCGCUUCAAGUUCUCCAGUCCUCUUCCUCCCAAGGAUCUGCCUCCUGAUUGCUCUGAGUGGGUGCUGUUAGAGACCUACCGCAAUAACCUGAAGGAUAUAACUGGAUUUGAUAAGAGGUAGGUGAAAGCUUGUGAUUAGUCAUAAAUGAAUUCCACUCUUAUUCUGCCUAUUCAACUGGAGCAAGAGCUGGUUGCUAUUUAAAUACAUUAUAUACUGUAUGUGCUACAAUUUUAUUCCAUCUGAAUCUCCACUUUGCUCUGUUAAUGCAAGGCCUUCUUUAUACCAAUUGGACCCUUGGAUGACAAGGGAGUAAAAGGUGUGCUAUAGGAAGAUAAUGAGACUGCAGAGAAGCAACAACUUUUCUGCAUCUAUCUUCACAGCAGAAGAUAUAGGGCAGUUGCCUGUACCUGAACUAACUUUCACAGGAAGGAGUCUGAGAAACUGAGGCAAAUAGUGGUGGUGAGAGACCAAGUUUGAGGCCUAACAGACAAAUAAACAUUGACAAAUUGUUUAGUCCAGACAGCACCCACUCAAGGGCUCUCAAAGAACUCAGAUGUGAAGUUGCUGGUCUUCUAACAGAAAUAUGUAACUUGUCCCUAAAAUAAGCCUCUGUACCUGAGGACUGUAAAGAAGCCAAUAUGACACCAAUUUUUUAAAAGGGGAUCCUGAAAAUUACAUGCCUGUUGGCUCAACUUCUGUCCCCGGGAUACUCUUGUUAAAGAUAAAGCAACCAAGCAUAUGAAAGAACAAGUCCUGCCUCAUGAGAGUAUCAACAAGCAUAUAAAUAGCGAUUACCUAGAUGACAUUGUGUACCUGACAUUUCAAAAAGCUUUCAACAAAGUACAUCACCAAAGACUCCUGAGUAAGUUUAGCAGUCAUAGAAUAAGAGAUGAGAUCUUCUUGUAGAUCAAGAACUAGUUAAUUAACAGGGAACAGAGAGCAGGAAUAAAUGAACAGCUCUCCUGAUGGAGGGAGGUUGAAAGCAGAAUCCCCAAUAAAGAGUUUUACCAUAAAGUAUAGGUGUACCUGAAAUAUUUUUGAAUUAAUUCAGUGAAUUAAUUAAUCUGAAUUCUGUCGUUCCAAGACCUGGCAGACAGCCAUGUUUAAAUCAUAUUUUACAUACAUUUUGCAUUCUGCUUACAGGAGAUGAAGGUUGGAGGCAGGAAAAUAGCGCCUCUCUCUGGAAUGUGCUAGCCAUAGCAACUGCUUUACAUCCUCUUACUUACAAAGCAGCAGCAACAGCCAAUUACCGUAAUUCAAAUGGGGUUGGGGGCUUGUUUUAUUUUUUAUCUCAAAUGUACUCUUACUUUCCUCAUGUUUGCUGUAUAUGGUGAAGGAGGAGAAAACCAGGGCAGCUUGAUUUACAAAAACUGUAGUGCCAGAACACUGCAGACUUUAGAAGUUAACUCAAAAGUUAACAGUGAGUGUAUACUUAACACAUAUUGGUGCUAUAGUAAAGCUGAAGUUUUAUGCUCACUUAUCAGGGAGUAAGUCCUGUUGAUUAUGGCGAGAUCUGAGUAAACAUGCAUAGGAUCAAACUUCUGCCCUCUCCGCCCCACAGAGGACCAUGCUGCCCAAGGCUUGUGAAAAAGACAUAACAUAGUAUCUUCCUGCCUCCCAAUUUACCAUGAGAUCUUUCUCAUCCUCCCCUCCCCCUACCUUGCACUGUCCCCUGAGCUUGAGGAGAUUCUGUCUUUUAAAAUUCCCAUUAUUUGGCUCUUGCACUUCAGAUAAGUUUGCAAAAGAUGCCUCAGGCACUUCAUUGAUUCCUGGUUUUGAGGGUCACCUGGUUGCUAUGUCACCACAUAAGCAGUUCUCCUCAGAAUAGGCCUGAAAUGCCUGUUGCUGCCAGAUAUAUAAACUAGUUGAAAAUGCUGCUCUGUGUCCCCUUCUCUAGCUAUGGUCCAUUUCCUUUCCAUUAUGUGGCAUUGUUUACAGAGUACUUUCUUGCCUUGCCCGAUCUUUUGUGUGAUAAUGUAACGAAAGACCCCCAUUGUCAUGCAGAAAAGGACAGAGUUAAUGUUGCUGUGGAAACUUAACUCUGAAUUCCUCAACUGGUGGGCAGUUGUGUUUUUUUUGGGGGGGGGGGAAAUCACCCUGGAUGAGGUAGGCAUACUGGAAUUCUUUGUUUAUACAUAAGACCCCCCCCCCCCGAAAAAUGUGUUUAAUAAAAGUAAUAAACUACCAAAUGGAGUGAAAAAUAGCUGCAGCCCAGCACAGGAAGGAACUCCUUAGGUAGGAUAACAGCAGCUGGCAUAUUAAAUUUGUGGCAAACAGACUCCAUUUUGUGAUCUCCCAUCCCAUCUGCUGACCAGGCCCAAUGCUACUUUGUUUUAUGGCAAUUGGCAACUCUGCCACUUGCAAGCUGUAGGAACACAAUUUUCCUGAUGAACGAUAAAGAUUUUUAGACAAAGAUAAUAAGUAUGAAUUCAAUCCAGAUCUCACAUGUGUGAUGAUGUGUACUUUUAAUUCCUUAGGCUGAGAUUAGGCAAAGCACCAAACAUAAACUGCUCUUUGGAAGUGGCCACUGUUGUCAUAGCAAAGGAAUGAGGGAAGCCUAGGCCAGAAGCAAGCAACUUGUUCAUUAUUAAGGGUCCUGAUGGAGAAACAGCACGAGCCAGUGUCUCUCAGACAUAAUUUGCAUAUUUUGUGGCAUACAAUGAGCAUAUUUGCAUAUUAUUCACAUGGGUGUGUGAUAUAUGCCAAGCCACAGCUGACAGGCAUGUUGUUCUUACUCUGAACAAGGCAGAGAAAAAGCCGCAAAUGAGAAAACGCUUGUUUUAUAGUCCCUCUCAAGCAACAACAGCAAUGUUCAGUGAACACAGAAAUCAUUAGCUACAAAACAGGAUCUAUAUUAGGUUGUUAAAAAUUGUUUCUGAGUGUUUGGUAUAAAUAGGGAAAUGUUCAAACUUGUUUCUGUAAUAAUUAACAAGAAUCAGUUAGCAGGAAAACUGGAAUUAUUAGGCUGGGAUGCACUUAAUAGAUGUGUCCAUGUAUGAUAGACAAUAUAUGCCCCACAACAGGACUAGGCAACCCUUAAAUAGAAUACAUUUUCAAAUAAAGGACAGCCCUUCAAAAUAGAAGACUGUCCUCUCUAAAGUUGGGCCCACGGCCUUAUUAUAGACACAGCACUCUGUUAAGUUUAAUCACUUGUUCUUUUCCUUCUCAUGCUGUCCUCCACAGUGUAUGGCGUUGGCGAAUUAUUCAUGUGGACUCUAGCUAAGUAUUAUAUUUUUAUUGUCACCGUAGGCAGAUCCACAUUGUACUCUUAAAGCACAUCCCAUGCACAUUAAAAACUCAUAACUUUGCCCAAAGAAUCCUAGGAACUGUAGUUGCCUCCUCACAGAUGUGCCAUACCCAACAUCCUUAACUAACUGCAAUUCCCAGGAUUCUUUGGGGGAAGUCAUGUACUUUAAAUGUGCAUUGGCUGUCCUUAAAAUGUAUGGUGUAGAUCUCCAUUUGCCACACAUAUGAUUAAGCUGGUGCACUCAACAAGGGCUUGGGAGAGUUUGCACUGCUGUAGGAAAACAGUAGACUGUGAGAUUCCUCGAAGAGGUUGAACGGGCAAAAAGAAAAGAAAAAAGUCCGCUUUCUCAGUUGGGCUUGGGUCAGCUAAAUUCUGAGCCCAAAGCCCAUCACACACUUACGUAUUGGCCCGGGCUUAUCAAACACAUCCUACAUGGCUAUGCAUUACUGCACAUUGCAGUUGUGUGGUGGUGUUUUGAUAUUCUGGUUUGGUGGUGUUUAUUUUAUUAUUUUAAUGGUAUAUUAUACUUAUUUUUAUUGUUGUAUUUUUGUAAGCUAUCCUGAGACCAUUUGGUGAAAGGUGGGGUAUAAAUAAAUAUUCAUUCAAAACUGCCAGCAAACACUUUAGCCUGCAAACCUGUGCACACUUUACCUGGGAGUAAGCCUCACUGAACACAGUAAACAUGCACAGGAUUAUGCUGUUAAGGCUGCAAUUUUAAAUACACUUGAAUAAGCCCCAUUAAAUUACAGGAAUUGAUUUCUAAAUAAAUUAACACCCAUUAGGACUGUACCAUACAUGUGUUAGGGUCAUAGCUGUCAACUUUUCCCUUUUCUUGUGAGGAAUCCUAUUCGGAGUAAGGGAAUUUCCCUUUAAAAAAGGGAAAUGUUGACAGCUAUGGUUAGGGUAAAUAAUAAUUUUUUGUAUGAAUAUGGUUAGCCUUGAGGUUGUAGUCAGUAGAAAGUGUUUUAGGAUUCUGUCAAUUGAGAUCACAGACACAAAAGUCUUACAACUCACUCUCUCUUUUUCUUUCUCUCUCUGCCCCACCCACCUCCAGUUUGUUGAGCAACCUCACUCUAGUAACAGAUAUUCCAGAGGUGACCUACCCUUCUCAGACUUUCAUCUGGAAGAGAUUUGAAAAUGCCUUCAUCGCUGCUUCUGGCCUUAUCAGCUAUGCACCAGUGUUCAAGGCCUAUUUCUACCAGGGGCUGUUGGAGCUCUAUGAAGAUAACAUACAAUAUGCUGAGAUAAGGGCUAUGCUGCCACCGGUAAUGCUCCUUCCUUCCUUCCUUCCUUCCUUCCUUCCUGGGGCUCCUCUUCCCAUCCAGGGAGAUAUUUUGUGACCAAUACCUGAGUAAACCUGUUGUACUACUUAAAAAAUUGUAUUAUUAUGGGUACCUAAAAUGUCUUGUUUCCCAGACUGGUAACUAUGGCACUAACAUCUGCCCAUUAGCUCUGCUCCAACCUUGUCUAGAGAUAAUUUAAACUAAUGUCAGUUAAACAAAAAGUGGUUAACUCUUAUGCCUAAAUAAACCCAGUAUCUUUCAGGAAUAUGUAGAAUUCUAAUUGUUUUGAGAUGAUACAGGAUAGUAGUCCAAAACCUCAUUAUAUAAUACAUGGAAUACAUUUUUAUAAUUUUUAUAAUACAUUUUUAUAAUACAUGGAAGAUGGUUCUCCCUUGGAAGGUUCUGGACUUUGGUUUCUAAGCAAAGGUUGGAUGGCCAUCUGUCAUGGAUGAUUUAGCUGAGUUUCCUACAUUGCAGGGGGUUGCACUAGAAAUAUGACCCUUGGGGUCCCUUCCAGUUCCAUGAUUCUAUGUUUUUCUGCUUCAACAAUACUUCAUUACGUUCCUAUCAUUUUAUGUAAUUGAAUUUUGUAUAAAUUAUACAAAUUAUAAAUAAAACACUUUCUAGGCACUGGUCUGAGCAGUCCCCCCCUUCCUUUCCCAGUGAAAAACCACUGUUUAAUUCUAAAUUGGAACAUACAGAAAACCCUGGGGGAAAGCAGGGGGACAAGAGGAAGUGUGGAUAAACUCUCUGCUUGAAUGUGCAGGUUCCUUGAGGGGAGUUUGCAGCCACUUUGCUCCUCCUCAGUUGUUUUUAUUCCUGUACUGAGCUAAAGCAAGGUUUGGCUUAGCUUAUUGUCCAAAGCUGGACUCAUGGUUGAAAGUGGGCUUGAAACUGCAGCCAGGAACAAAACUUGAGGAGUUCUGGUGCCGAUUGUUCUUUUCUUGUUUUAUGACAGACUGCCCCCUCAUUUGCCUUUACCUUUAUGUUUGCAUAUUCUGCCCACAGGUAUAUGAGUUGGAUGGUACCAUGCAUGACAAAUCCUGGUCUAUGGCAGUUUAUCAAAGCACAACCCAACAGUUUGUAAAGGACCACCCAGACUUUGUUAGUGCAAAGAUUAUAUACACAGCACACAGGUAAGGAAUAUUUAGAUGACUUUGCCAGAACACAUAUAUUUGAACUUAUCUAAUUCACAUUUUAUUGUUGAAAGAAACUGCAGGUCAUUAUAGAUGAAAAAAAUACAUUCAGUUCAGAAAAAUUAACAAAAACAUCUUCGGAAAAUUGAAUGAAAAGAAGCCCACCUCAUUUGUGCUCAUUGAAACAAUCUAUGAUAUUAGUGCCUUGUGAUGAUGCCAAUAUUUGUAUCCUCUGGCUCAGAAACAUGAACCUUGGAGAGUUGUAUUGUUUGCUUCAAAUAUGAAGUGAACAUUACGAUUCUGCAAUUAUUCUCUGGCUCAGAUUUUAAUGCAUAGCAGCACAUCAUGUUCCAGAAGGGGGAAGCAAUUUCCCUCCCUCUAUUCUAUUUCCUCUAUUCUACUUAUUGCUGCUGUAGGAGCCACAGUCAACUGUGUGGAUGGAUAGGAGUUUGGCUGGGAGAGAAGAGGGAGGGAUUUGGAGACUCAUAGGUAGGUGUGUAGGAGGGUGGGUGUUUGGAAGGUCAUGAGAGGGAGUGGGGUAGAGGCUUGAUGUUAGCACAGGGUGCAUGGGAUAUUAAUCUACUUGGAUUGGCUCAAACUAAGAUGAGAUGUUGCCCCAUUUUGUGGAAGAAUACUUUGACUUAUUUUAAGGCAGUUCCAUUCAUGCCUUGUUGUCUGCUGCCUUUAGUAUUUGAUAAUCUCUGACACAGCUUAGGUGCAGCAACUUCAAAAUGAACCCCUUUUAGCUUUGGACCUCUAUGAACAUCAACAGGUUACAGAUAUAUUUUCUGCUGGUGACACUGUAGUCAAACUCUCAGCUAAAUUUCCCCCUGCUUAUGAAAGUAAGGACAGCUGAACAAAUAGUGGAGGAGAGCCUCAGCAACUUUAUGCUACCAUAUACAACAUAUUGUCUUAUACUCAUUUCCCCAUCCACUAUUACCCAUGCAGAAGAGUUUAAGUUCUUCUGAGGGGAAUUUAAUUUAAUCAAUAUAAAAACAUAAUUUUCAUACCUAUGAUUGUAUUAAAAUCAAAACUGUGUGCCUUCGGCAUGCAAAGAGCUCUGUUUGACAGUAGUCUAAUAAAAAAAUUGAAAAGUCUCCGUAUUACAUCUUUUGUUGACUCAGAUGGUUAGUGGCUAGUACUGAGCUUCUGCUCUGUCCAUCAGAAAUAGCACUUUUAAAAAAUCCUCCUAACUCAACUGUUUUAAUGAGAAAUAUUUAGGUUCCGUACAGAUCAGCUAAUUUAGGGAACUUGCAAAACACGAUUCACAAGUGCUAAUGAAGUGGCACCAAUCAGCUGCAAAUCCCCUUUUGGUUCAGCUGUGUCUUUACCUGCCCCUCACCUGACAUCAUAUAAGAUGCCAGGGUUAGGCUAAGUGGGCGUGGUUUGGCCAAAAUAGCAUUGCGGGCAGAAUGGGGAGGCCUGGGCACUGGAGGUUCCUCACCACUGAUGUAAGACCUCUGAUUCAAAUGCAGAUUGCCUCAUCCUCUUUGCUCCUUUUCCCUUGUGCUCUAAGUCAGCUGGCCAUGUUAUGUAUUUCUUUCUUUCUGAAACAACUUGCAAAUUUUGGUCAGAGAAUUUAAAACUCUUUAAAAAUAAGCUGCUCUGAAAAUGGGAGAAGUCAGCUUUGUGGUUGGCACAAGGACUACACAAUUAGUGCUGUGCAAAUUCAACUCUGAAGCAAAUGGGAAGUACAGAUUUCCUGUGAGUUUGAUCAGGAGACGUUUGUAUCUGUGCACAAAAGAUGGUGAAUGUGGUGCGCUUUCAGAGUGGACUCAUUGCUAGAAUUAUGUACACACCAAUGCAUGUAACAGAAAACAUCUGAAUAUCCAGUGGCCGAUUCAUAAUUUGAAAAUAGCCUUUUUAGACAGUACAGUGGUGCCCCGCAAGACGAAUGCCUCGCAAGACGAAAAACUCGCUAGACGAAAGAGUUUUCCAUUUUUUGAGUCGUUCCGCAAGACGAAUUUCCCUAUGGGCUUGCUUCGCAAGAUGAAACGUCUUGCGAGUUCUUGCGAGUUUGUUUCCUUUUUCUUAAAGCCACUAAGCCGUUAAUAGCCGCUAAGCCGCUAAGCCGCUAAUAGCCGCUAAGCCGCUAAUAGCCACUAAGCCGCUAAUAGCCGUGCUUCGCAAGACGAAGAAACCGCAAGACGAAGAGACUCGCAGAACGGAUUAAUUUCGUCUUGCGAGGCACCACUGUACCUAGUUUUUUUCUCCCUCUCUUGGUACUCUUCUCUUCCUGUUAAUUUUCAGAAAUGAGAAUGUCCCCCAAAUUGAAGAAGCUGUCCGUGCAGCUAUGGCACUCAGAGCAGAGUUCCCGGAAACUAUGGCAGGCUUUGAUUUGGUAAUCUCCUAUAUUUCUUACUUGGUUUUGUUUUUUGUGUUAGAAGGAAAGCAGGGCACAAUAAGAUGAUAUUUAUGGUGGUGGACACAGGUUUCCUUGGGCUACAAUCCUAUCAAAACUCUCUUGCAUGCGAUGUAAUGUACCUUUUGACCAUAUAGCUGAGGCCAUGACAAAUUGCUGCAGCAUCUGAGGUGAAAUAUAUUUGAUGUAUGGCAUUCCUUGGAAAUACUUCCUACUAAUCCUUGUGAAGUAAGAAAUGGAAUCAUGGAAUUCAAGAACUGGAAGGGAUCUGAAGUUUGUCCAGAGCCCUAUAACCCUGCCAUGAUCUUAAGGCAGAAAGGCAUGUCUGCAGGGUGGAAGGAUACCAACAGCAAUGCAGCUCCCUGGUUAUGGCUUUCAGCCGCAUCUUCAGUUUACCCAAAGCUGAGUUAGAAGCUGCUGCCAAGGGCAGAUCGGGAUUUCCCGCCCCUGUGCAACAUACUGCCUGAGGUGGGCCAUCUCAUGUCGCCUCAUUGGCGCAACAGCCAUGUUGCAGCAGCAAGCUAGCUUAGGGGCUGCAGGACAGACCACCCGGCAUACCUUUCUAGCCACUUUUUACCUCUCAGAAUUUGCCGCCUGAGGCAGCUACCUCACUCUGCUUCAUGGUAGGGCUGUUCAGAGCAGUUCAAUGAGAAAUGUUUCACUUGUGCAGUGUAACAUGGGUAAGCAGGUCUCCUUACCUAUGUUUCAGUGCCUUGUGUAGUUCUGUCCACUUAAGAAACAAAGGAAAUAAAAAAAGAUGCUUGUUGCUGCAAAGUUAUGGCUGCAGAUUAUUUUUACCUUAUUUCACAAAUUGAACAUCGGGUUGAAAUGAUUUUUAAAAUAAACGUAAGUUAUGAUGACAGUUCAGUGCAGGUUCUUCCUCCUGAUCUAUAGAAGAUCUAAGCAUUAAAUGCUUAUCAAGAGCAAUUUCCUUCUCAGGUUGGCUGGGAAGAUGGAGGAAAGGCCCUCUGGGAACUAAAGGAUGCCUUGACCCUUCCGGAAACUCUGGGAAGUAAAUUGCCAUAUUUCUUUCAUGCUGGUGAGACAAGUAAGUACGGGCACAUCCCACUAAUGAUUUGAGGUCUUCUGUCAAGUAAGCAUAUAUAAAUUUUGUUAAACGAAAUAAAUAAGAGUAAGGGGUAACUAGAAGAUGAGGACUGAAAUCCUACAAACACUUAUCUGUGAGUAAGUCCUAUUGAAAACAGUGUUGAAUGGAUGGAAACACAUUGAAUGGAUAUUCAAAUUGUAAUAAAGAUUUGUAUAUAGAAGCAUAAGAGUUGGAAGGAACCCUAAAGCCCAUCUAGUUCAGCCUCUUGCCAACACAGGAAAUCUAUUGCUACAUGUCCAUGGUAGGUGGUCAUCCAGCCUCUACUUUAAAAAAAUCCUAACAAAGGAGAGUCCAUCACCUUCCAAAGUAGUGCCAUCAGGAAGUUCUUUAAAAGCCUUCAAAUCCAAUCUAUGUCUGCAAAGCACGUGCGUGUGUGUAACCGACCAAAAUGCAUGCAUCAAUUUCCUUCACUGCCUUACUGUUUGUGACACUUAUAUGGGUAGGGGGCCAUAGGCUUGCAAGAGACAAAUAGAUCAUCUGAUCCAAGCUUUUCUAUUCAACCCUACAUGCUGCUGUGGCGGCGGCGGCAGCUGCUAUUUAUCUACUAGCAACGAUAGCUAUGUUCUACCUCCACUGUUAGAGCCAGUAUGCUUCUGAAUGCCAAUUGCUGGGUAUAACAGGUGGGGAGAGUGCAGUUGCACUCAGGUUUUGCCAGGCCUGUGCAGAGCUUAUCUGAGGAGUCUUGUUAGAAUAAAGGUAUAAACUCAAACAGAAAAGCAGCCAGCCCUUGGGAGCCCUCCAAGGCCCAGGCCAGGUGUACCUGGCUGCCACCCCCCGACCUGGGUUUUGUUUGUUGGCUUCCCCUAUACAUCUGGUUGGCCACUGUAAAAACAGGAUGCUGUACUAGAUGGCCCCUUGUCCUGAUCCUUCAGGGCCCUUCUCAUACCCUCCAGCAUUUCUCCGAUGAAAAUAGGGACGUCCCAUUCCACAAUGAUAAUUUUACUAUUUAUACCCCACACUCUGGGCAGCUUCCAACAUAUAUAAAAACAUAAUAAAACAUUAAACAUUAAAAAAAACCUUCCCUAUACAGGAUUACCUUCAGACAGCUCAGGGAUCAGAUAACUCCAUACCCUCUAAAAUUUCUCCAAUGAAAAUAGGGACAUCUUAAGGAAAAGUGGGACAUUCCAGGAUCAAAUAAAAAACUGUGAUGGCUUCUCUAAAUCAGGGAUGUCCCUGGAAAAUAGGGACACUUUGGAGAGUCUGUCUUCUUAUGUUCUUAAGAGAAUCAGAACUGAGCCUUAAGGUAGGGCUGCUGUAUCCCUAGGAUUUCAAAGGUGAAAUUUAUGUCUUGAGGAAAUUUUCGAAAGGCGGAUCUUUGGCAAGUCAAUCGAAAAAUGUGGUGUUUGUUUUUUUGCCGUUUUAUAAAAGAAAGCUCAACAAUUUCAUGGUCAUCCUAAAAAUAGCUCAACAACUUUUGGGGUGUCCUGGUUUUUACCUUUCAAAAUAUGGCAAUCCCACAGUAAGGAGAAGUACAGGUGGAAAGAGUGUUGUUAUACUCAGGCCUUGUCUGUGAAUUUGCUAUAGUCACCUAGUUGGCCACUUUGAGAACAGGAAGCGGGACUAGUUGGGUCUGUGGUCUGAGUCAGCAGGGCUCUUCUUAAAUCAUUAUGUUCAGAACUUUCUGAUGACCUUUUUGAUGAAACUAGAUAAACAGUAUUCUGCCUUUGUGUGUGUGUCUUGGCAUACGUUGGUGUGUGUCAGUGGACCAAUCUAAUAUUACAGCUGCAAUCCUAGGCACAACAUACAUAGAAGAAAGACCUAUUGAACUCAGCUGGACUUAUCUUUGAUCAAGCAUGCAUAGGAUUGUGCUUGUACCAGUCAUCUGAAAUGUACUGGCAAACCCCCUCGUGAUAGGCAUGUUGAGUAGCAAAUAACAUUUUGCCAAAGCCUGUGGCGUCUGCCAGAGUUCACGUGGAUUACUGUUUUGCAUAAGCAGUCCUAGAAUGCUUUGCCACAUAGGAGCCUCUGCUCACAGAGACUUAGCAGGGUGGCAAUCUGCUGCUCCAUCUGUGCUGCAACAAAACAGAAAAUGCCGACUCAUACAGUAGUGUCGGCUGAGCUAUUACUAAGAUGUCAGAGGAGUUUUCGGGGAGGAAGAUUGGGUCACAUGGUCAGGUUUGCCAACUUUCUGCAAUAUAGUUACAGUGAAACAUGGUUGUCGGAAAUCGAAAGGUUUUUCUAGUACCAUGGCAAUAAAGCCUUGAAACAUUGAUAACGGAAAGAAGGCACCCUUUCCAUUCAUCGGGUGGUUAAGGGUUUGCUGUUGGUUGAUCCUAGGUAUUGGAUGAAAUCUGAGUGGCUAAUUUGCAUUAAAAGCUCAAUACGGAAACCGUGUGGCACGUUCAACUUCCGAAAAGUGUUCAAAAACCGAAGCAGUUACUUCCGGGUUUUCGGCAUUCGAAAACCAAAGCAUUUGACUUCCAAGACGUUCAAAAACCAAGGUACCACUGUACUUUGCUUUACCAAGCACAGAAUGGUUUGCCAUUUUGAGUGGAGUGGGCCACUUUAAACAUGCUAUUGAUGUGCACAGGAGGCAUUAAAUCCUCAAGAGUGCCAGAUGCAAAGGCAGGAUUUUGGGAUUCAUGGCCAUGAAUCUACUUGGCCGCUUUAGGCAUGUGAUUUAACUUGACUCACAUGGUUGGUAAAAUGAGAUGUGGCAGAAAGAAAACAAAAAACCAACAAAGCAAAUAAUGAAAAAACAUCAAACUAGACCACAGAAAAGUUCUGGCAGUCCCUUUUUAGGCCUCACAUAACAUUACUCUUUCAGAAGACAACUUAACUGGGUUUUCCCUCUAUGUAUUUGGGACCAUUGUGACAACCAUUUUGUGGUUUUAUAUUGAUGUAAGAAUUCUCUUUAUCACUCAGACUGGGAAGGCACCUCUGUAGAUAGAAAUUUGUUCGAUGCUCUGCUGUUGAACACCAGCAGGAUUGGCCAUGGAUUUGCCAUCACCAAGCACCCAGAAGCUAAGAAUUUGGCUUUGAAGAUGGAUAUUCCUAUAGAAGUCUGCCCUAUUUCUAACCAGGUACUGUUCACACAGAAGGGAGCCUAGCCCUGUAAUCUGUCUUUGAUAGCAGGAUUAAUCCUGAGGUGUGUUUACAUGUGUAAGUGUGUGUUUAAGCAAGGAUGAUGCUACUGAUCAAAAUAAUAAUGAUGCAUGAUAGAUAUAUAUAUAAUUGCAGGGUAUAUACAUUAUUUUAAAGCUUGGGGGAGAGGAGUAAAUAAUUAUACUUCAUAUAUUUGAUGAAGUAGACUGUAAUCCUCAAAAGCUUAUGCUGUAAGGUACCACAAGACUGUCAGGACAUCUGUGUACUGUCUUCAACAGUUUGAAAUCCUGCUGAUUUUAGUUGGAGAAAGAUGCUGCCCAGUGUGCCAGUGUCGUAUACUGGUUAAAAGCAGUGGACUUGUAAUCUGGUGAACUGGGUUCGAUUCCCUGCUCCUCCGCAUGCAGCUGCUGGUGACCGUGGGCUAGUCACACUUCUCUGAAGUCUCUCAGCCUCACUCACCUCACAGAGUGUUUGUUGUGGGAGAGGAAGGGAAAGGAGAUUGUUAGCCGCUUUGAGAUUCCUUAGGGUAGUGAUAAAGCGGGAUAUCAAAUCCAAACUCUUCUAUUUACUUGGGACAGUCUCCUUCAUUUAAGAGUGCAUACAAUUAAAGGCUAUGUAGACUUGUGUGGAAGAAGUUCCAUUGGACUCAGUGGACUUACUUGCAAGAAUGCAUGCAUAGGAUUGAGCCACAGAAGUGUUGUAAUUUUCUAGAGUGCUGCCUAUGAGGCAGGAUUUAUUGUUGUUUUGUUGUUGUUGUUUAAAUUUCUAUACCGCCCUUUAUCUGAAGAUCACAGAACUGCUUACAAUAUAAAAACACAAAAUACGUACCAUAACAACAACAACAACAAAAUGCCCUUUGAGGCCCCCUCCACAGUUUAGAAGGCAAUAGAUUGUUUAAUUAGCCAAAGACUUGGGAGAAGAGGAAUGUGUUUGCUUGGUGCCUAAAGAUAUGUAACACACACACACACACACACACACAUGGAUAAAAUGGCAGUAUUUACUUAUCUCAGCUAUGUACCUCUUCAAGGUCCUGAUGUUAGUAUCAGAUCUCAGGAACCAUCCUGCUGCAGUCCUGAUGGCAGAGGGUCACCACAUCGUGGUUUCCUCUGAUGAUCCAUCCAUCUUUGGAGCAAAGGGUCUGUCAUAUGACCUUUAUGAGAUGUUCAUGGGCAUUGGAGGGAUGAGUGCUGAUCUGAGGACUUUGAAACAACUAGCACUAAACUCUCUAAAGUAAGUAUGAUUUAUUAAUAGAAUUUGUAUACUGUCUGUCAUCUGUAGAUCUCAGGGUGGUUUACAGCAUAUAAUUACAAUAUAAAAACCACAAAAUACAUAAUAAAAGUAAGAACAACAACUAACCAAAAAUCCCUCCACGACACAUUUAAAAGGGCAUCAGAUGUCAACCACCCAAAGGCUUGGUUGAAAAGGAACAUUUUUGCCUGGCGUCUAAAGGUGUAUAAUGAGGGUGUCAGCCAAACCUCACUGGGGAGAGCAUUCCACAUAUGGGGAACCACUGCAGGAAACAAUAAACAAUGUAUGGGAUAUGCACCAAAUAUUUAAAAUGUACCAAUAACCAGGUCAGGAAAAGCCUGAGCAAACAAAUCAGGUUUUAACAGUCUUUGGUAGCACCCUGCUAUGGGUGCCUCCCAUAUAGCAAGGGAGGGGAGUGGGUCCCACCACAGAGCAGACCCUUUUCUGUGUUGCUGUUAGGUGACAUACUGUAAAAUGCAGCACCACUUACAAGACCUCAUUAGCAGGUCUGUAUGGGGCAAGAUGACCUUUUACAUACCCUGGUCACAACUUAUUUAUAGCUUUUUAGGUUAGCAAAAGUUAAUUGAAACUGGCUUAGAAGCUAAUGGCCAAAUCAGUGCAGUGCUUCUUAACACCUAUCCACCACCGGAUACUCCACUUAUUACCCUUACUUCUGCUGUGCUCUGCACUACUUGCCCACAUUGGUAAAUAAGUUUAUAUGAUUAGGUGCGAGGUCUAUCAAACAUGUUUAUAUGGUUUAUAUUUAUAUGGUUAGGUGCGAGGUCUAUCAAACAUGGACCUGGUAAGUGGUAAAACAGCUCCAAACAUGAUUGGCUUAUCCUUCUCUGAGCUUGAGACCACAGCCAUGACAACUGUAAUUCUAAGCACACUUACCUGACAGCAAGUCCUGUAAAUUCAGUGAGAUUUUCUUCCUAGGCUGCACCUAUAUACCCAGUGCAGCAUAAACAGUCAAUUUGCUGAGUUUUUAUUUCCUGCUCUUUCUGGCUUUUGACUUGAUCAUCCAGCUUUUAAAGCAGUUUCUCCUCCUCUGACCUGAACUUCUUUUCUUUUCACAGCUACAGCAGUAUGCAACCUGGUCAAAAGAAAAAGGCCCUGGAGAUCUGGCAAAAAAAGUGGGACCAGUUCAUAGCUUCAGUCUGUGCAUCAAGCUAGACACAGAGGCACAAAAGACUUCUUCGCUUUAAGUAUGGUACUCUGAUCAGAUGACAGCUAAUGUCAAUAUAAAUUUGUCUUGUCUCUUGUACAUUUCAGUACCUGAGCAAAGUGCCCUUUUAAUUAUGCUGCAAAUGCUCCAAAUCAAUGACUGAUCAAAAUGCACUCCUUAAAGGUGGAACUAGGUGUGCUUCAACUCCAUCAGCUAUUGCUGUCCUGAACCCUUCUUGUCAUUCCUAGAUAUUUAGCACAAAUUAGGCCUUUUAGCCCUAGCUAGCCACUGCCUCUGGUAAUAUUUUGUCAUAAAAUGUGCCUUAGGAGCUUGAAGAAGCCCCUUCCCCUCAAGCUAGAAAGGUAGUAUUCUAGUUUUACCAUGCAACUACAGGAAAAGGUAUAACUGGGCUACUUCCUUUGGAAUCCUGAAAUUCUCAGGUUUUAUUUUAAAUGACAAGUUUCUAGCCCACAUGAUAUCUUCUGGCAGCCCAAACUUAUAUAAAAUUUAGCUGCACAAACCCAUUGAAAUCAAUGGCCUUAAUAAGUACCGUAUUUUUCGCUCCAUAGGGCGCACCGGACCAUAGGGCACACCUAGUUUUAGGGGGGGGAAUAAAGAAAAAUAUAUAUCCCCCCCCCCCAGGUCCAGGAGCGGCGGCAAGAUUGCGCGUAACCUCGGCGCCACUCCCGCCGCGCUCAGAAGGCUUGUGGACAGCUGCCUGAAGCCUGGAGAGCGAGAGCUGUAAAAGUGCGUCCUAUAGAGCAAAAAAUACGGUAUACCAUAGGAUUGAGCUAUGGAAUCUCAACUACCUUGGCAGAACUUCCAGUACAGGAAUAAGGAAACUGUGGCAUUUCAGAUAUUGUUGGACUUUAACUGCCUCAGCCCAAGUCAAUGAUCAGGGGUGGUGGAAGUUGGAAGACCACAGAUUUGCUGUGGUGCCAUGCUUCACUCUUUGCCCUUUUCCAUAACUAGUAGAAACGAAACAGAUUAUGCAAACUAUUCCUUUAAUAUGCAUUGUUUAUCAGUUGCAGAAUUCAACCCCCCCCCUGCACAGGAUGUUAAUCUGAAACAAACAAAUAAACAUCCUUGAUAAUUGUAAGAUAUCCAAUUUAAAACAUCUUAAUCAGUUAAUCUAUGACUUGUAUUUAAUUAAUUGAUUUAAGUCUGCUUAUAUUUGCACAUGAAUAAAACACCCAAUCUGAAGAAAAAUAACUUCAUUUUAUGCAGUUUUUUCACAUAUUGUUGCAGGUAACUGACUUAGAAGAGACAUUAUUUCCUGUUUGUCAAAAAAUGAAGAAUCUCUCUUCUAAGACAACCCUGUCAUCUUGGACUUAGUCCCAUUGUUAACAUUUAUUAAAGAUUGGAAACCUCUCAUAGACUGCAUGAAAAAGAAAAAGAAAUAAUGACAUUUGGAUCUGAGGACUGAAGAUGAUGUUUUAUAUAGAGUGGCUUUAUUAGGUGUUUAUUAGGUAUACUGAAGUGGAUGAAAUGAAUAAUAUUUAUAUAGUGGAGAGAUGAAGAAUCAGAAAUUCUUUAGCUUCUGAACUUUUCUCUCUCUUCUCUCACUCUUUUUUCUCAUUUUCUCCUUUAAUUCCUUUUCUAUUCCUUUUUCAUUAUCCCUUCCUCUUUCUUUCUUUCUUUCUUUCUUUCUUUCUUUCUUUCUUUCUCUUUCUCUUUCUCUUUUUUUUGACUCUGGAUUAAGGUUUUAGUUUGGACCAAAAAAAGAAAUAUGUGACAAUAAUCUUAGUAUUUUUAUUUAUAAACUCUAAUAAAAUUUAUUUUUUUUAAAAAGGAAUUACUGGUAGCCACAGUGAGCUGAGUAGUCUUUACUUCUGAGUAGACCUACAUAGAAUUGCAUUGUAAAAUAAUAAUAAUAAAUUGCCGGUUGUUUAACUGGGCACACUUUAUCACUCAAUAGGUUUUAAAACACUCAAUUUUAUAAUCUAAUAAAUGUUGCCACUGCUAAUUGUGAGCUGUUUUGAAGUUUGUAACAUAAUCAUCUACACAAAUCUGUUCACACAAAAACUGCAUCUAAAUAUUUCCCAAUGAGGAUGAUCUUCUUCUUCUUCUUCUUCUUCUUCUUCUUCUUCUUCUUCCAACAUUGAAUCCUUUCUAGGACUAUUGCAACUAUCACUAAGCAAAAUCCACCAAAAUCAACAAAAAAUAGCAGUGUUUUGACUUUGAAAACGAUGUGACGUACAAAUAUACAAACUCUUCAGAUAAACUGACACAUUUUGUUUACAGCAGUAAUGGUCGUUGCACAGAUUUGUUCAAGAGUUUUGGCAUUUCAGGUCAUGCAAGGAAGGAAAUGCAAGCUACAUGAGCAAAUAUAAAUAGCCUUUUCCAAAAUACAGAAACCUGCCUACAUAAUUUAGAUAUUUGGGAUGGGAGCCUCUCUGUGUGCUGCCAACAUCAGAGGUACAUUUGGCAGAACACAAGAGAGGGCCUUCUCAGUGGCUGCGUCUAGGCUCUGGAAACCUAGGGAAAUCCAUCUCCUCUCUUUCAUGGUGUUCCUCUGCCAGGCAAAUACCUUCUUGUUUAGACAGGUCUCUGACCUAUUGGGUGGAAUAUCUGUUCUUUCUACAUGUUUUUGGUAUAUUUGUUUUUAUUAUCUUGUAGUUUGAAUGCAUUAAAUUUUAUGCUAGCUGCCUUGGAUGCAUAGUGUGGAAAGGCAAGACAGAAAUUUAAGUAUUCAUAAAUAAAUGAAGCAGUGCGUAUUACACAUAUUUUUGAAGGGGAAAUGUCAAUGCGAAUACACACAUUCUAAAAUCAUAACUAUGCUUACGUCUGAAAUUUAAAUACUUGCUCCAAACCUAUGUUAGUAAACUUCUUUUUCUUUGGCAU